AUGUUGGGUAACAUGUGUUUCUUUUUCUUAGAACCAACACAGAUAUACAGAUUUCUACGUACCCGGAAUCUAAUAGCACCAAUAUUUUUGCACAGAACUCUUACUUACAUGUCUCACAGAAACUCCCGGACAAAUAUCAAAAGGAAAACAUUCAAAGUAGAUGACAUGUUAUCAAAAGUAGAGAAAAUGAAGGGAGAACAAGAAUCUCACAGCUUGUCUGCUCAUCUGCAACUUACAUUUACGGGGUUCUUCCAUAAAAAUGAUAAGCCAUCACAAAACUCAGAGAAUGAACAAAAUUCUGUAACCCUGGAAGUACUGCUUGUGAAGGUUUGCCACAAGAAACGAAAGGAUGUCAGUUGUCCGAUCAGACAGGUUCCUACAGGUAAAAAGCAGGUGCCUUUAAACCCAGACCUCAGCCAAAUAAAACCAGGCAACUUCCCAUCACUUGCGGUUUCCAGCAAUGAGUUUGAACCAAGCAACAGCCAUAUGGUGAAGUCUUACUCAUUGUUAUUCAGAGUAACUCGCCCAGGAAGAAGAGAGUUUAAUGGACUGAUCAACGGCGAAACUAAUGAAAACAUUGAUGUCAAUGAGGAGCUACCAGCUAGAAGAAAAAGAAACUCUUCGAAUCGUGAAGAUGGGGAAAAGACAUUUGUAGCACAAAUGACUGUAUUUGACAAAAACAGACGCUUGCAACUUCUGGAUGGGGAAUAUGAAGUGGCCAUGCAGGAAAUGGAAGAGUGUCCCAUUAGCAAGAAAAGAGCAACAUGGGAAACAAUACUUGAUGGGAAGAGAUUGCCUCCAUUUGAAACAUUUUCUCAGGGACCUACACUUCAGUUUACUCUUCGUUGGACAGGAGACACAAAUGAUAAGUCUACAGCUCCUAUAGCUAAGCCUCUUGCAACACGAAAUUCUGAAAGCCUCCCUCAAGAAAACAAGCCCAAUUCUGUUAAACCUACUCAGACUAUAGCUGUGAAAGAAUCUUUGCCAACAGACCUUCAAACAAGAAAGGAGAGAGAUGUUUUAAAUGAACCUCGACAAAAAUUGCGAAUAUUUUACCAGUUCCUUUAUAACAACAACACAAGACAGCAGACUGAAGCCCGAGAUGACUUGCAUUGCCCGUGGUGCACACUGAACUGUCGGAAACUAUAUAGUUUACUUAAACAUCUUAAACUUUGCCACAGCAGAUUUAUCUUUAAUUAUGUUUAUCAUCCAAAAGGUGCUAGGAUAGACGUGUCCAUCAAUGAGUGUUAUGAUGGUUCCUAUGCAGGAAAUCCCCAGGAUAUCCAUCGUCAACCUGGAUUUGCCUUCAGUCGCAAUGGACCAGUCAAAAGAACUCCUAUCACACACAUACUUGUUUGCAGGCCAAAGCGUACGAAAGCAAGCAUGUCAGAAUUUCUUGAAUCUGAAGAUGGUGAAGUAGAACAGCAGCGAACAUACAGCAGCGGGCACAAUCGGCUAUAUUUCCACAGUGACACAUGUUUACCUCUCCGUCCACAAGAAAUGGAAGUAGACAGUGAGGAUGAAAAGGACCCUGAAUGGCUACGGGAGAAAACCAUUACUCAAAUUGAAGAAUUUUCUGAUGUUAACGAAGGAGAGAAAGAAGUGAUGAAAUUAUGGAAUCUUCAUGUUAUGAAGCACGGGUUUAUUGCUGACAAUCAAAUGAAUCAUGCCUGUAUGCUGUUUGUUGAAAAUUAUGGACAAAAAAUAAUUAAGAAGAACUUGUGUCGAAACUUUAUGCUACAUCUGGUCAGCAUGCAUGACUUUAACCUCAUCAGCAUAAUGUCAAUAGACAAAGCUGUUGCCAGGCUCCGAGAGAUGCAGCAGAAGUUAGAGAAAGGAGAAUCGGCUUCCCCAACAGAUGAGGAAUCUUCCGAGGAACAAAGUGGGACAACAAAUGGAUAUAGUGAAAGUAACAUGAGAGAGAGGAUUUUGGAAAUGGAUAGCGUCUCAGGUGUCACAAAACAGAGCAAGAAACAAAAGCUCUGAAGUCAGAAGUCAAUUGCCAUUCAACGGACAAGCAUUGAAGUGACAUUCUAGGGUGCAUGAGCUCUAUAAAGAAUUACACACAAAAAUACAGAAAUUCCAAACAGGCACUGCUGGAUGGAAAUAAAUGAUUUCAACAAGGAUAUUGUUUUAACAGGGUUUCUAUUCAUUUAAUUAUGCAAGUACUACAUGUAUAUCGGUUUUGGUGAUGUAAUGACAAUAUUCUAAGAGUUUGAGCAUGAAGAGCAAUAUGAAAAUCUUUUUGUAAUUUUAGUAAUUAGUGUCUUAAGAACUUUAUGGAAUUUACAUAAUUUAAGUAUAUGUAAAACCAUUUUUAUAUUAAGAUUUUUGCAUCUGUAUCUGGCUGUUUUUCCUACCAUGAAGUUGUGAAACAUUGGGGAAAGGGGAUUGGGAUACAGUUUCUGCUUUUUUUUUUUUUUUGAGAAAUUCUCCAGUUAUCUUUUUGUGAAAAUUACCAUCUCACUAUUUAAAGUUUAACCUUGAUCCUUGUAUUUGAAAUCAUUUAUCAAUUGAUCAUAAAUUACAAAUUUUAUUUUUUUUUUUUUUACACUAAAAUUAUCAAAGUUGGCGAACUUAGCACUUCCUUUGUCUUGUGCCUGUUUGGAAAGAUCUUGGCUUUUCCCGUUACAGACACAGUGAAGUACCACCUUGGCUUUUUGAGGUUACCAGCAGUUUGGUUUUCGUGGAUAAUUCUGAUGUAUUGAUCACCCAGUGUACCAUUUUAAACUUGAACAUUAGCUCCUUUAUAUUUUUAUUACACAUUUACACAGCUACACAAACUAUUUGAUGUAAACCCUUUUUACUGGGGUUCUGCGUCAUAGUGUGCCAUGCUAAAGCCGAGAGUCUAUAGUCAGUAGGUAGGCAUUACGUCAAUUAACUUCAAAAGAAGUUUAUGCCUGCUGUUUUGCCUGAGUACAGACUGCAAGUCCAGGCCAUAGGUUUAGCUUUGGCUUUCGAGAUGCCACUCUUGAGGGAAAAAUGCACUGUAAAAUUGGACCAGAAAAUGUGUUGCACUUCUUAUGUAAGUAUUCUGUGAUGUAUUGUAUUCAAUACAGAUACUAAGAUGCUGACUAAACUAUAUUUGAGCAGUUUUGCACUGCUGUUAACACAUUUUAUGCAUACGUUUACAGAUUUUUUCCAAUGGAAAGUGGUUUCACUACUGGUACAGUAUCAGCACCGAAGGGUUUAUUCCAGCAAGCACUGUGGUUGAGUGACAUCACCUCAAUUUUUUAUUAUCCUUAAAAUAUUGCAUUUUUCAUAUUCUUUAUUUAUAAAGGAACAAUGCUGCUGUAAAUACAGGUAUUUUUAAUUUUUUAUUUCAUUCCAUCACCAUGAGAUGCAGUUCCCUAUUUGUUUAAGGGGUAUAUAAGCUUUCUAAUGGUGUCUUCAGAAAUUUAUAAAAUGUAAAUACUGAUUUUGAUGGUCCUUAAGAUGUGUUUAACUGUGAGACUAUUUAACUAAUGGUGUGGAUGUGAUUUGUCAUCCAGUAUUAAGUUCUUAGUCACUGAUUUUGUGUACAAAAUAGGAAAGAGGGAACCUGCAGCUUUCAUUACAAACUUCUUGAAUUUGCCAGUUCUCUGAGUUUUAGCAAACUCUAAUUUUGCCUCUGGAUAGUACAUCAAGCAUUUCUCUCUGGCUUUAAUUUGCUAAAGCUGUGCACAUAUGUAAAAAAAUAGAUUAUUUUAGGGGAGAUGUAGUUCUAGAAUUAUUGCUUAUGUCAUUUCUUAAGCAGUUAUGCUCUUAAUGCUUAAAAGAAGGCUAGCAUUGUUUGCACAAAAAGUUGGUGAUCCCCCCAAAAAUAGUAAUGAAAUUACUUCUGUCCAGUAAACUUUGUAUGUCAUGUCAAUUUAUAAUAAAAGCUGAAAAAAUCCCUUUGUUUUCUAUUUAUAAAGAUGCCUUUUCUAUAUGUACCUUUGAUAGAUUUUGAAGAUACCAUGUAAGCUGGUCAAAAAGAAUUUGAAUGGUACAGUAGAUGUAAAAACAAAACAAAACCUCGAACAAAAAACAAAACAACUUCAGUUGUUUAAAUGAACCUUUGUUUUUACAUUAAAUGUUUUAUUUGAAAUUGGCUUUUGUACAUAAAGUUCAGUAAUAUAA
Cariama cristata (Red-legged seriema) is the source of this 4101-nucleotide messenger RNA. It is a transcript of the gene SUZ12, whose product is annotated as SUZ12 polycomb repressive complex 2 subunit. The record is from RefSeq and is a predicted model, not a curated record. Gene Ontology annotation, molecular function: chromatin DNA binding. The coding region runs from base 1 to 1986 and encodes 661 amino acids. The transcript has 15 exons. NCBI's taxonomy places the organism in Eukaryota, Metazoa, Chordata, Aves, Cariamiformes, Cariamidae. Gene Ontology annotation, cellular component: ESC/E(Z) complex; nucleus.